AUGCCAAUGCCCAGCAAAGCACCCGACGCCGAAGAGGCGAAACAAGGCAUCUUCCAGUACGCAAAAGCAUGGGGUGGUAAGUCCUAUUCGCCUACUCCCUCUCUACAUACACAUCGCUUACUCUCCUCCAGGAAACCCUCUCCCAUCCACAAUCCUCGCGACGCUCAUCACAGCCCAACACAUGCGACCCUUCCAAACCCUCCCCAUGCUCUUUCCGCCCGUCCUCCUCUUUUCCUCCUACCUCAACGUCCAAGGCUUCAAGAAAGACUCGGCGGGCAUGACGAGUGCGUGGAGUAUGGCAUACUUUGUCAUCGCCGCGAGAAGGAAACAGCCUUUGACGAAGAAAUUCGGGAUGAGGGGGAUCGUGAGGGGUGCGACGUUGGGUCUUUGCGUGGCUAAUGCUGUUACGGGUGGUUGGGCUUAUUGGACGGGGAGGAGGAGGGAUGAGGGGAAAGAAUGA
Messenger RNA from Lecanosticta acicola, 460 nucleotides. The record is from the annotation of a GenBank genome assembly. NCBI's taxonomy places the organism in Eukaryota, Fungi, Ascomycota, Dothideomycetes, Mycosphaerellales, Mycosphaerellaceae.